AUGAGUAAAGCCGAUGUAGUAAAUGAAAUUCAUAGAAAUGCUAGGGUGAAUUUCCCACGUAGAAAUGUUAUUACGAAAGAUAUAGAUGAUUUAUGGCAAGCAGACUUAAUUGAUAUGCAAUCAGUUUCUAAGGAACACAAAAACUUCAGAUUUAUUCUUACCGUUAUUGAUACAUUUUCGAAAUACGCUUGGGCUUUUUCCAAUUAA
Molecule: messenger RNA, 207 nt
Organism: Parnassius mnemosyne (clouded apollo)
Lineage: Eukaryota; Metazoa; Arthropoda; Insecta; Lepidoptera; Papilionidae
Source: the annotation of a GenBank genome assembly